CAGCUAUCUAGGCAGACAUACAAUCUAACCCCGCAUUGGCUGAGAGCAGCAUCAAGAAGUAUAGAAAUAUUGAUGAUAGACUACCCUGUCACACUCCGACGUUCUGCCUUUCCAGCUUGGACGAAAACAGCUUACCGCGCACUGUGAUUACUCCGUCGGGCUAUCCAGGAUCCAUGGCUAAGAGAAUAUCAAAAGCAAUCGAUACUUCUGUAUCGCAAACUCACCAGCACGAAACUCUCGAAGACAAUAACAGUAUUGCUCAUCAGGAGCCACCCCCGUACUCCAGUCCUGUAGCCGCGCGGCCCAGUCCCAGUGGCAACCAGCAGCGAUCAAUCCGCUGCCUGAGCAAUAUUCCGUCGCUUCCCAAUCUUGAUUACUCGAAAUACCAAAUCCCCGAGUGUACUGUAUCCAAAGAUGGCACAAUAACCACGAACUAUCGGCCUCUUUGUUCAGAUGCGACGGCCCUGGCGCAGUUCAUAAGAGAACAGGCAGCUCUACCUCCAUUACCAUACAUUCGCAUCGUGGGCAUUCCUCCAGGGACAAGCCAGCCUGAUUUCGAUGUCAGGAUUAACAUGUUAAGGUACUUCCUACCCACGAGGUCGUCGACAGGGUGGAACUAUCUGAAAUUGGUGGAGGAUGGCCAAUUGGCUUUCCGUGGGAAGAAUACGCAGACGACAACACCAAAUACGAAGAAUGGGAUCGAGGAUUGGGCAAAGAGGUUCUGUGCAGAGAAAUCAUCGCUGAAAACAUUCACACUGGAACGUCAUAUUACAAACUGGGAUACCAGUUAUAUAGAAGGCCAAAUCCGCAGUCUCGUUGCUGCGACAGGCUACACCAACCAUGUUCUUGUGACCUUCCCAGUCCGGUACUCUAAGAUCACGGUCCAACCUCGGGGGGAGGGCUUCAUUGCCACGCUUUUCUCCCCGAUUCUCGAGAAGAAACGUUAUGAAGUUGCGCGUGCGGUUUGGCCAUACGCGACGCUUCCACCGGGCAUCGAUGCUGAAGACACAGGCCGUUCAUGUGCCGUGCAGACAGAAGAGACGUGGUGGCGCGAGUGGAAAGAUGUGUUGAACCUGGCGAUUGUUACGAGAAGGAAUGGAUGGGUUUCGUUAGAUGAUAUGUUGGAAUUUCAGAUGAGACCGACGGAGCCUCAAAUACCGAAAAAUCCUUGGGGAUAUCAAUAAGUACCUAGUUGGCGUUAGAAGGACUUGCAUCUUGACCUCGUUGGUAAUAUAUAUUUCACCUUUGAUUCUCACAAGCCUUCUACGUUUGUCACUUUCAAUGCUGCAAAUUCCACCACAUUUGGCCAUUUGCCUUCAUGGUGAUAGCGAUGUCUAUUUUGAUGUAUCUAAAUAUCUGUAGCGCUUCACGAGUAAAACAUGAUGCAGUUUGGGACUGGCGACUCCUUCAGGACAGCACGUGUCUGGCAGGGCGGGCGAAAGGCCGAAAGGCCGAACGACCGAGCGAACGACCUUCAAUCGAGAUGGCCACA
Messenger RNA from Paecilomyces variotii, 1492 nucleotides. RefSeq lists its product as hypothetical. The transcript has 2 exons. Bases 174 to 1184 code for a protein of 336 amino acids. Lineage: Eukaryota; Fungi; Ascomycota; Eurotiomycetes; Eurotiales; Thermoascaceae. The record is from RefSeq and is a predicted model, not a curated record.